AUGACAGAUGACUUUGGUAACUUUGACGAUGAACAGAAUAAUGAUAGAUACAAAGUAUCAGCUAAGAAAACUGUAGAUGAGUAUACGAAAUUGGAUGCAGAAGAUGAAUCUUUAGCUAAAUGGAAGGAAUCUCUAGGGUUGAGUGCAGAUGUUUUACCAUUAGAAUUCCCUGGAGAUACAAGAAAAGUUGUAAUUCAAAAGAUUCAAUUAUUGAUUGACACUGAACAUGAACCAAUCAGCUUUGACCUGACUUCGGAAGAGACUAUUAACAAAUUGGCAUCAAUGCGUUAUAAGAUCAAAGAGAAAUCUGUAUAUAAAUUGAGGAUUACUUUUAAAGUUCAACAUGAAAUCAUUACCGGUCUAAGAUACGUACAGUAUAUCAAAAAAGCUGGUAUUGCAGUUGAUAGAAUUGAUGAUCAUUUAGGUUCCUAUGCUCCAAAUACAAAAGCAAAACCAUUCUAUGAAGUGGACUUGCCUGAAAGUGAGGCACCAAGUGGUUUAUUAGCAAGAGGUAAGUAUAAUGCAUCAUCAAAAUUCAUUGAUGACGAUGGUGUAAACCAUUUGGCACUACGUUGGGGUGUCGAAAUCGUGAAAAGAUAA
Messenger RNA from Vanderwaltozyma polyspora DSM 70294, 600 nucleotides. It is a transcript of the gene RDI1, whose product is annotated as Rdi1p. Gene Ontology annotation, cellular component: cytoplasm; membrane; cytosol. Gene Ontology annotation, biological process: Rho protein signal transduction. The record is from RefSeq and is a predicted model, not a curated record. Gene Ontology annotation, molecular function: Rho GDP-dissociation inhibitor activity; protein binding. Lineage: Eukaryota; Fungi; Ascomycota; Saccharomycetes; Saccharomycetales; Saccharomycetaceae. The transcript has a single exon. Bases 1 to 600 code for a protein of 199 amino acids.